CUGUCGACUAACCUCAAAGCUCAAAACACUAUCUUGAAUCUAGCCUCUUUCAUCUUCCGACUUUCCAAUGAGUUGACAUAUUAAUUUAACUUUUAUAGAUAUUUGAACGUGUCACUGCACUCAGUUCAGUUGUCAGCUGCACAGUUCAUGUACGAGUACGAUAAGUUUAUCAUCUAUUCUCAUUUCAUUGCAGAUUACGUCUACGUUCACUUGAUUCGGAAAUAUUUACUUUUCUGAUAGAUAAUAAUAGAUUGAAUUUAACAGUGAUAGUGAUUAGAUCUAAAGCAAUUCGUGGUUAACUUCCUGAAGAUUGGUGACAAUGGCAGAUACAAAAGAAGCAAAGCCAUUCGAUUUAAAUGCUCUUACUGCGCAUGUUGAUGCAAACAAAGAUGCGUACAUCAAGCUCCUUGGAGAGGCAAUCAACAUCCCAUCUGUGUCAUCUUCAAAGGAGCACCGCAGCCAAGUCAUCUACAUGGUAAAAUGGAUGGCCAACCUGCUCAGAGAAUCUGGUUUCAGCGCUGAGUUAUUCGAGUUGGGAGAUGAGACAUUCCCCGAUGGCUCGAAAACAGUGCUGCCACCUGUGAUCCUCGGUCACCUGGGCAAAGACCCGAACAAGAAGACGCUGCUGAUCUACGGUCACCUGGACGUGCAGCCGGCGCACAAGGAGGACGGCUGGGCGACCGAGCCCUUCGAAAUGGUGCACAAGGACGGUCGCCUCUUCGGCCGCGGCGCCAGCGACGACAAAGGGCCCGUUCUGGGAUGGCUGCAUGCCAUACAGGCCUACCAAGCGCUGCACAUGGAACUGCCCGUUAAUAUCAAGUGUGUAUUCGAAGGCAUGGAAGAGAGCGGCAGUAAAGGUCUGGAUGAACUGCUGAUUAAGCAGAAAGAGUUCCUAGACGAUGUGGACUAUGUUUGCAUAUCGGACAACUAUUGGCUGGGCACCACCAAACCGUGCGUCACUUAUGGGCUGCGGGGAGUGUGCUAUUUCUUCAUAGAAGUGCAAUGCGCCGCCAAGGAUCUGCACAGCGGAUUGUAUGGUGGAUCUGUUCACGAAGCCAUGAGCGACAUGGUAUAUCUGUUGAACUCAUUGGUGUCUGUUGACGGGAGAAUAGCAAUACCUGGUAUUAUGGAUGACGUGGAACCGCUUUUCAAAAACGAAAAACUUGUCUACAGUGAUAUUGAAUUUAAUAUCGAUGAAUAUCGUCAGAUGAUCGGCUGUAAGAAACUGAUUCACGAAGAUAAGGUGAAAACGCUGAUGAGCAGAUGGCGAUACCCGAGUUUGUCGAUCCACGGCAUAGAGGGCGCUUUCCACGACCCGGGCCAGAAGACGGUGAUUCCGCGCAAAGUGAUCGGCAAGUUCUCGAUCCGGAUCGUGCCAGACCAGAAGCCUCAACACAUUGCCAAGCAGACUGUCGAAUUCCUCGAUGCUCAGUGGAAGGCACGCAACAGUCCCAACACUUACAAGGCAUACAUGGUUGACGGGGGAAACCACUGGAAGGCUCCUCUCGACAAUUUCAAUGUGAAAGCAGCUGCCAAAGCCAUAAAAAACGUUUACAAUGUUGAGCCGGACUUUACAAGAGAGGGUGGCAGUAUUCCCAUUACUUUAUUGUUUCAGGAAUUGACUGGAAAAAGUGUGAUUCUUCUGCCAAUGGGAGCAGGCGACGAUGGAGCUCAUUCACAAAAUGAGAAAAUUGAUGUCCGCAACUAUAUCGAAGGGACCAAAGUAUUCUGCAGCUACUUGCACGAAAUCGCCCAGGAAGGAAAGUAGAAAUAUGAAUUCAUAUUCUGUGGAAUUAAUUUUAUGAAAACAUAAAUUAUGUGAUAAUGCUAGACUUGUUGGAUAAAUGUAUCGUACAUUUUUAAUUUUUUACUUAUACUGCAACGUACAUCUAAAAAUUGUAGAUGUACAAUAUCAAUAAAACAAUAAAUAUCAUGACAUUGUGUAUUUUGCCAAAGAUUGAAAAAAUCAAAUUAUUCUUAGUUCCAAGUUUGAAACUUUCCUACAAAGUAGGAAUGAAUAUUUAUGAUAUAACAAAAUAAAAUGAUUUAUCGUUUGAAUUUUGUAA
This is a messenger RNA of Nilaparvata lugens (brown planthopper), 2066 nucleotides long. It is a transcript of the gene Cndp2, whose product is annotated as cytosolic non-specific dipeptidase. NCBI's taxonomy places the organism in Eukaryota, Metazoa, Arthropoda, Insecta, Hemiptera, Delphacidae. Bases 320 to 1768 code for a protein of 482 amino acids. The transcript is spliced from 10 exons. The record is from RefSeq and is a predicted model, not a curated record. Gene Ontology annotation, molecular function: metallodipeptidase activity. Gene Ontology annotation, biological process: proteolysis.